UGGCAUUCAGGUUUUAGAGUCGAUCACCAGGUAGCACCAUCACAGUCGGACCGACAGCAGCAGGAAACGAUGAGUAAUCCCCUACAGGAACAAGACGAAGAUCUUUUCGUCUCAACAGUAGAGAGUCUGAAUCCUGCCAGCAACCAUAAGCCCGAGGAGCUCAACCACAAUAUUUUGGAAGCUGCUGAGGACAUCGAUCUCAAUGACGAUGAAAGCGGGACCAUCACGCCAGCCACACAGACUCAAGAUGCUGCUCCCACAAUAUCGCCUCUGGAACAGGUCCCGCCGCCAAUGACCGAGACGGCCAAGAGCGCUGCUCCGAAAAUCGUUUCCAAAAACAACAACGAGCAUAAACUCCAUGCUGUGAGCGCCAAUGGACAACCGGACGACCGUUUCAUUGAGAUCAAAGUCGGUUCGGCGAGCAAAGUCGGCGACGGCAUGAGCGCAUACCUGGUCUACAAAAUAACCACGAAAACAAACCUCGGAGUUUUCAAAAAGAGCGAAUUCGAAGUGUCUCGUAGGUUCUCCGAUUUCUUGGGGCUCUAUGAGAAACUCGUAGAAAAACACGUCAGCUCAGGCCGUAUAGUUCCUCCAGCGCCGGAAAAGAAUGUAGUCGGAAUGACGAAGGUGAAAAUCGGAAAGGAAGAAUUGGGUAACGAUGAGUUUGUUGAGAGACGUAGAUCUGCGUUGGAACGUUUCCUGGUUCGAAUUUCUCGUCACCCCGUUCUUGUGAUUGAUCCAGACUUUCGGGAGUUUCUAGAGCUUGAAGGUGAUCUUCCAAAAUCGUCUCACACCUCGACCUUGUCAGGAGCGGGAGUUAUCAAGCUCAUUAGCAAGGUCGGAGACACGGUGAACAAGAUCACCUACAAGAUGGAUGAGAACGAUAGUUUGAUUCAGCGUCCGGAAUUUCAUCUCCAGUGGUUCGAGGACAAGUCUCUGUUCAUUGAGAAUCUUGACGUCCAACUUCGUAAGCUGCACCUUUCACUAGACUUUAUGGUACAACAGAGACGAGAGCUAGCCGCGAACUCUGGCACAUUUGCACGCAGCGCAGCCAUGCUUGGGAACUGUGAAGAGCACACUGGACUUUCUCGGUGCCUGAGCAAACUGUCCGAAUUGCACGAAAAGGUUGAGCAGGCCCAAACUCAGCAAGCCAACAACGACUUUUACCUUCUGGCGGAGCUCCUCAAGGAUUAUGUCGGGCUCGUCGGCGCGAUUAAGGAGGUGUUCCACCAGAGAGUCAAGGUCUACCAGACGUGGCAACACGCCCAACAAACCCUCACCAAAAAGCGGGAGCAGCUCAACAGGUAUCAGCUGAGCUCGCGCUCGGAACGAAUCCCGACCGCCAAGAACGAGGUCGAGGAGUGGGAGGGCAAAGUAGAGCGGGGCGAAGAAGAAUUCCGAUUGAUCUCCAAGGUCAUCAAACAAGAGGUCGAGAGUUUCGAGGUGAAACGCAUCGAAGAAUUCAAAAACUCCAUCGUGCGCUACAUGGAAUGCCUCUUGGAGAAUCAGCAACAGUUGGCGCAGCUGUGGGAAACAUUCCUGCCCGAAGCCAAGGCCAUCGAAGAAUAG
This is a messenger RNA of Galendromus occidentalis (western predatory mite), 1569 nucleotides long. It is a transcript of the gene Snx1, whose product is annotated as sorting nexin 1. Gene Ontology annotation, biological process: early endosome to Golgi transport. Gene Ontology annotation, cellular component: endosome membrane; endosome. The transcript has 9 exons. The record is from RefSeq and is a predicted model, not a curated record. Gene Ontology annotation, molecular function: phosphatidylinositol binding. The coding region runs from base 70 to 1569 and encodes 499 amino acids. Lineage: Eukaryota; Metazoa; Arthropoda; Arachnida; Mesostigmata; Phytoseiidae.